AUGAAAUUUUCCACAGUACAGAGGGAUAUUAUAAACGUUUCUGACGACGAUCGGGAAGUGGAAAUUCAAUCUUACGAUCUAAUCUACCAGGACGCAAGAGAGCCGGAUCCAAUGUAUCAGCACGCAAGACGGAAGACAUCUCUUACCAUUCUUGGACCUUCACCAAGAUACUUUUGGACAAAUUCAGAGCCGACAACACGGAUGAAAGCAGCUGUUGUGUGUCUAGCUACAGCCUUAGCAAGCAUAGUUUUACCACAACCGGGUGGUCCGUACAUCAAGACACCACGUGGUGGGUCAAUACCAAUUUGCUUGUAUAAUUCAAACUUGAAGCAUGGAAAUACUAGAGUCAGCUUCGGGUGGCAAGACAUCAACGAGAGCAUUGCUGUGCUUAUGAAGAGCAACACUAGCUGA
Molecule: messenger RNA, 411 nt
Organism: Cotesia congregata
Lineage: Eukaryota; Metazoa; Arthropoda; Insecta; Hymenoptera; Braconidae
Source: the annotation of a GenBank genome assembly